Messenger RNA from Mugil cephalus (flathead mullet), 1449 nucleotides. RefSeq names its product ventrally expressed dharma/bozozok antagonist (gene ved). The record is from RefSeq and is a predicted model, not a curated record. Gene Ontology annotation, biological process: neuron projection morphogenesis; endocrine pancreas development; spinal cord motor neuron cell fate specification. Gene Ontology annotation, molecular function: sequence-specific double-stranded DNA binding. NCBI's taxonomy places the organism in Eukaryota, Metazoa, Chordata, Actinopteri, Mugiliformes, Mugilidae. Gene Ontology annotation, cellular component: nucleus. The transcript has 3 exons. The coding region runs from base 287 to 1174 and encodes 295 amino acids.
GGGGGGGGGGGUCUCCUCCCAGACUCAGUGGAGCCUCGUUGUAACAGCCUCAUUGAGACUGAAUGGGACGUCUUAAUUACUCCAGUUGUGAAAACUAAAGGAGGGAAGGGAGGACGUGAGCUUUGAUCUCCAGGCCCAGGGAGGCCGAGCCGGGGCGGGACGCGUCCCAUAAAUACAGCCGGGGGCCGAGGACCAGGACCCAGUCACACUCUCAGGACCCCACGGACCCACUCACACUCUCAGGACCCCACGGACCCACUCACAAGGAUUAAUUCAUUCUCUGCUCAUGGCCUCCACCUCCACCUCCACCUCCACCAAACUCCAGCUCCCAGCCGCCAUGAGAGGACGCUUCUCCAUCGAGUGGAUGGCUCAGAGCAGCCAGACCCGGAUCCAGACCCAGACCCAGACCCGGACCCCGGGAUCAGGACCAGGACCUGGACCUGCAGCCUGCGGGACGCACUCAGAAAGUCUUCCAGGUUUCUACUGCCGACAGAAAACUGAGCAGGAAGGUUCAGAGAGUCUGAGCGGCUCCUUCCAGCUCCAAGGGCCUGAGGCCGGAUUCAGCAGCGGGACAGAGGAGGAGACGUCCGGCUACGAGAGCGAAGGAGGUCACUCCCUCUCCCCGUCCUCGUCCUCCUCCUCCUCCUCCUCCUCCUCCUCCUCCUCCUCCUCCUCGGCCGCUGCCUCCAUGUCGCCGGCCUCGCCUCCUGCGGGGAGGAGGCCCCGGACGGCGUUCACGUCGGAGCAGAUCAGCAGCCUGGAGAAGGCCUUCAAGAAGAACGCUUACCUGGGACAACAGGACAAAGCCGACCUCUGCAGGAAACUCAGCCUGUCGGACAAACAGGUCAGAAACUGGUUCCAGAACCGGAGGAUGAAGCUGAAGAGGACGGUGCAGGACGCCCUGGCUCACGCCUGCCAGGUCAACUCUCACUUCGUCCAUUACGGCGAGCUGCAGGCCUACCGGCCCGGGCCCUACCCCAGAUACCCCCCGGCGGGGGCACCGGCCCCCGAGGCCCCGGCUGCUGCAGCCUCCUACGUCCACCCACAUCCACACGGCCUCCAGUACAGCUCCGCCCUGCCCCUGGACUCCUUCUACCAGUACGGAGGCCUGCAGGGCGUCGUGCUGCCCUCGGCCUCGUCCGCCCUCAGAGGAUCCUACCCUCAGUACUACUGAUGCACCACAGCAUAUUUUGUUUUUAAACAAAAAUAUAUAUAUAUAAAUCUUAUCCUAAUAGGAUCAACGCUACAAUAAAAUAAAAAAUCACCACAGUUACUGCUUUGAAGCUUGGACGGUGAAUCAAACAGGGUGGUGUGCAAUAAUGUGAUUUAAGUGUGUUUCUCUGCUUGAUGUAUAAAGUUUAAAUGUAUUUAAAAAUCUAUGAAGUGUUUUUAUCAGAUUACUGCUAAUGUCACUGAAACCAGAUUAAAAUAAAGAUGUUUUUUAUCAGA